This is a messenger RNA of Panthera uncia (snow leopard), 3331 nucleotides long. It is a transcript of the gene TXNDC17, whose product is annotated as thioredoxin domain containing 17. Gene Ontology annotation, cellular component: cytosol. Gene Ontology annotation, molecular function: protein-disulfide reductase [NAD(P)H] activity. The record is from RefSeq and is a predicted model, not a curated record. Lineage: Eukaryota; Metazoa; Chordata; Mammalia; Carnivora; Felidae.
UCCCUUUUAGUAUUAUUAAAAAUGUAUAGCUUAGUGGCUUAAUAGUAUUUUAGACUGUUAUUUUUUUUUUGUUUUUACAUCAGUGUGCUUAUGCUAAAAUACUAAAAUACACUUGUGUCUACUGGAAAAUUAAUUAAAAGUUAGUGUAUGUGCUUAAGAGCUAUAUUUGUGACAUUUUCCUUGCUUAUAUGCAUUUGAUUUUCAACAAGCACUAAUCUUUAUAUUUCCAAUUCCUAUAACCCCCCAAAGUAUUAGCUGAGUCAUGAGUCAUUUAUUGAUGUCCUAGUAUUCACUUGUUUAGCUCCUUCUUUAUUAAAGGCAUAGGUAGGGGGAAGCUGGGUGGCUUAGUCGGGUAAGUGUCUGACUUUGGUUCAGGUCAUGAUCUUGUGGUUGGUGUUUGAGCCCGCAUCUGACUCUGUGCUGACAGCUCAGAACCUGGAGUCUGCUUCAGAUUCUGUGUCUCCCUCUCUCUCUGCCCCUCCCCCAGUCACACUCUGUGUCUCUUCUUAAAAAUAAGUGAAUGUUAAAAAAAAAAAAAGGCAUAAGUAGGGGAUAUAAAGAAAUGCUGAGAUUAGGAUCAUUGUUGGAGUUCACAGGUAAGGUUUAAAUUUUUUUAAUGUUUAUUUAUUUAUUUUUGAGAAAGAGAGAGAGAGUGAGCAGGGGAAGGGGCAGAGAGAGAGAGAGGAGAGAGAGAAUACCAAGCAGGCUCCGCAUUGUCAGUGCAGAGCCUGACCUGGGGCUCCAUCUCACGAACCAUGAAACGAUGACCUGAUUGGAAAUCAAGAGUUGGACACUUAACUGACUGAGCCAUCCAGGUGCUCCUAAGGUUUAGAUGCUUGUAAAUUAAAAAGCAAUCAAAUGCAGUCUAUAAUUAUGUAUCAAGUUAAUGGUACACAUAGUGAAGUUUGAGAUUUCAGAGAAGAGGGCCCUGAGGGUGAGCUUUUGCUGGUUGAGAAUGUUUUUAUGGAGAAGGUAUGACUUAGAGUGGGUCUUGAAUCAUAGGCAGGAUUUAAAUGGUUGGAGAGGUGGAGGCCACAUCAGGUUUGGGGAGAGGAAUGGAUUAGAAUGAGCUGGUAUGUAUGGGAGUGUGUAGAGUUCAUUCGGAAGAAGAGGGAGUUUGUAUUGGCAAUAGUAAAGUUAGUAAAAGAGGCUGUGGUUAGGUGAUAAGGGCCUUGAAAAUUGCUAAAGAUUUGAUCCUGUGGGAAAUGUGUUUUGGAAAAGAGAGUGACAGAAUACUUUAAGAAAAUGAAUCUGGGGGGUGCCUGGGUGGCUUAGUUGGUUAAGUGUCUGACGCAGGUCGUUAUCUCAUGGUUGGUGAGUUUAAGCCCCACAUUGGACUCUCCACUCUCAGAGCAGAGCCUGAUUUGAAUCCUUUGUCUCUCUCUCUCUCUGCCCCUCCGUGUUCUCACUCUCUCUCUCAAAAAUAAAAUAAGCACUAGAAAAAAAGAAAGCGAAUCUGGUGAUAAUAUACAGUAUAUAGCACAGAGGUAAAGAGCAUGGGUAUAGAAUCAGAACCAUAGCCUUGACUAUUUAUUUGCUGUAUAAACUUUGGCAAAUACUUUAUCCAUUCUGAGCCUUAGUUCCCUCAUUAAAGAACUUAAUUUAUUAAUUAAGUUUUAUUUUUCAUUGUGGUGAAAAAUACUGUUGCUCUAUUUUUAAAAUGGAGGUGUUGAAUAAUAAUACCACCUAUCUCUAGGGUUAUUGUGAGGAGUAAAUGAGAGGAAGUAUGUAAAAUGCUUGGUCCUUUCAUACAUGCCUGGCACAUAAUCCUUCAGGAUAGAUUAGCUAAAAAUAUUAUCUAAAAGGGAAGAGGCUUAUGGGGCCCCAGCCCCUGGUGGUGUCACCCAGAGACCCUGUGGUCAUGUGCCCUCAUGAUGGCAACUGGCUAUGGAGCAGCACAGUGGCAAGACAAUUUUUGCCAACUUUACUCGCUCUGAGGAUGCUGGAGGGAAUGGCUGAUGUCACUGUGCACAGGCUGAACCAGUCUUAGGAGAGGGGCUGAAGUUUGCUAGUGAAGGAUGUGUGUUCAUCUGCUGCCAAGUAGGAGAAAAACCUUUUUGCAAAGAUCCAAAUAAUGACUUCAGAAAAAGCUUGGAAGUGGGGCACCUGGGCGGUCCAGUGGGUCAAGUGUCCAACUUUGGCUCAGGUCAUGAUCUGACAAUCUGUGAGUUCGAGCCCCGCUUCGGGUUCUGUGCUGACAGCUCAGAGCCUGGAGCCUGCUUCGGAUUCUGUGUCUCCCUCUCUCUCUGCCCCUUCCCUGCUUGUGCUCUGUCUCUCUCUGUCUAAAAAUAAAAUAAAAACAUUAAAAAAAAUUAAAAAAAAAAAAGAAAAAGCUUAAAAGUAACUGCAGUGUCUAUACUACCUAAAUAUGGAACAUCUCAAAAACUGGUAGAAUCUGAGUGUCUUCAGGCCAACUUUGUGGAGAUGUUGUUCUCUGGAUGUUAGCAUUUUAAAUUAUAGCUUAUUUAUUUAUUUUAAGAGAGAGAGAGAACAGGUGCACAAGUGGGGGAGGGACAGAGAGAGCGGGAGAGAGAGAAUCCCAAGCAGGCUCUGCCCUAUGAGUGCAGAGGCUGAUAUUGCAAGGCUGGAUCACACAAACCAUGAAAUCAUGACCUGAGCUGAAAUCAAGAGUGGGACGCUUAACCAUCUGAGCCACCCAGGUGCCCCUCUGGAGAUUAACAUUCGAUGAUGGCAAUUUUGUCUUCAUUUCCUGAUUUGCUUUAGUAUAAAAGAAACUGCAUACUUGCCUUGAAUUCAUGUUUAGUAAUAAAUAAAUAAGUAAAUAAUGAUGUAAAAGAAAUGGUAUGUCUAAACAGGAAGUGCUAUUAAAUGCUCAUGAACCCUCAAAAAAAAAAAAAGGGAAGAGGCUAGGGAUAGUGAGAUUAGGGGAGACUUAUAAUUAAAUUAUGAGUUUCUCAGGCAUUUUUCUCACACUGUAUUAUAGCUGACCCUUUAACAAGGUUGGGGGCAGGGGGUGAGGGACACCGAAACUACCCCCUCACAUAAAAAAUCUGGGCAUAAAUUUUGACCUCUCCAAAACUUAACUACUAAUAGCCUACUGUUGACUGAAAGCCUUGUUGAUAAUAUAAACAGUCUAACAUAUUUUGUGUGUUAUAUGUAUUAUAUAUUGUAUUCUUAUCACAAAGUAAGUUAGAGAAAAGAAUGUUAUUAAGAAAAUUAUAAGGAAGAUAAUAUACACUUACACUAGUGUACUAUAAAAAAAUCUAUGUGUAGGCAGAUCCACAGGAUCUGUCUCUUGCUUCAACAGUGUUGGGAGGGAACACAUCCAGGGAAUAGCUUCUUCCAGCCCCCCACCACCCUUCCAACUUCU